Molecule: messenger RNA, 2228 nt
Organism: Daucus carota subsp. sativus
Lineage: Eukaryota; Viridiplantae; Streptophyta; Magnoliopsida; Apiales; Apiaceae
Product: putative clathrin assembly protein At5g35200
Exons: 16
Coding region: 235-1878 (547 amino acids)
Biological process (GO): vesicle budding from membrane; clathrin coat assembly; clathrin-dependent endocytosis
Cellular component (GO): clathrin-coated pit; clathrin-coated vesicle
Molecular function (GO): clathrin heavy chain binding; phosphatidylinositol-4,5-bisphosphate binding; 1-phosphatidylinositol binding
Source: RefSeq, a predicted model, not a curated record
GUAUAUAUAGUGAUUGUGAUGCCGACGGCCAACCAAAUACGAAUUCUCAUUAUUUAUUUUUCUUCCCAGACUUUUCUUCGGUGAAAUCCCCCCCCCCCCUCUCUCUCCCCUUUUUUUUCUCUCUCUCUCUCUCCCUCUCUCUCAGCUACAACCACUGUUACAAUAUACUUAUACAUAGUUCUAUUUGCAGGGAUUUGAUCUGCGUGUUGCAGAUUUUUGUAAUUUAGAGCAAAAAUGUCGGGAGGUGGAACACAGAGUAGUUUGAGAAAAGCACUUGGAGCUAUCAAGGAUACAACAACUGUCAAUUUGGCUAAAGUGAAUAGUGACUAUAAGGAGUUGGACAUCAACAUUGUUAAAGCAACUAAUCAUGUGGAGCGCCCUGCAAAAGAAAGGCACAUUAGAGCUAUUUUUGCUGCCAUCUCUGCUACAAGGCCUCGUGCCGAUGUUGCAUACUGCAUUCAUGCUCUUGCAAGACGCUUAUCGAGGACACAUAAUUGGGCGGUUGCCUUGAAAACUUUAAUUGUCAUUCAUCGAGCUUUGAGGGAAGUGGACCCCACAUUCCAGGAAGAGCUUAUAAAUUAUGGCAGGAGCAGAGGGCAUAUACUCAACAUGGCUCACUUUAAAGACGACUCUGGUCCUAAUGCAUGGGAUUAUUCUGCAUGGGUUCGCACUUAUGCAUUAUUUUUGGAAGAGCGGAUGGAAUGUUUCCGGGUGUUGAAACAUGAUGUGGAAACAGAUCGUCCGAGAACUAAAGACUUGGAUACUCCUGAGUUGCUUGAUCAAUUACCAGCUUUGCAGCAGCUCCUCUUCCGUGUUUUAGGCUGUCAGCCACAAGGAGCAGCAGUCCAUAACUUUGUGAUUCAGCUAGCACUUUCUAUGGUUGCUUCAGAAAGUAUCAAAAUAUAUAAUGCCAUAACAGAUGGCACAGUUAAUAUGGUUGACAAGUUCUUUGAGAUGAACCGACAAGAUGCUCUCAAAGCUUUGGAUAUCUACAGGAGGGCAGGGCAGCAGGCAGAGAGACUGUCAGAGUUUUAUGAAAUAUGUAAAAGUGUUGAUGUUGGACGCGGUGAAAGGUUCACUAAAAUCGAGCAGCCACCUGCAUCAUUUCUACAAGCAAUGGAGGAGUAUGUGCGAGAAGCUCCUCGUGCUUCAACUGCUCGCAAGGACUUGGCAAUCGAUGCUCCAAAGGUAAUCCUAGCGAUUGAGUAUGAGAAAGAUCCUGAAGUGCAGGAAAAACGUCCACCAUCCCCACCUCCGCCUGAACCUGAAGCAGUUAAAGUGGAAACUCCUGCUGUUCAACCACCGGAUUUGCUGGGUCUGGAUGAUCCUGUUCCAGAGUCCGCUUCUUUAGAUGAAAAGAAUGCUCUGGCUUUGGCUAUUGUACCAGUUGACAACCAACCAACUACAACUGGACUAGAUCUGGCGAAUGGAGCAACAGGAUGGGAAUUAGCACUUGUUACUGCUCCAAGCUCGAAUGAGAGUGCUGUGGCUUCAAGCAAGCUGGCUGGAGGCUUAGACAAGCUUACACUGGACAGCCUAUACGAUGACGCAAUCGUAAGAAGCAACCAGAAUGUCAGUUCCAACCCGUGGGAACAACCUCAAAUGGCCAAUUUCAUGAUGCCGCAAACAGCAUAUGACCCAUUCUAUGCUUCCAACAAUAUUGCAGCACCACAUUCUGUGCAGAUGGCAGCCAUGAACCAGCAGCAGUCGGCUUUUAUGUUGCAGCAACAGCAACAACAACAGCAGAUGAUGAUGAUGAUGAAUCCCCAACAACAACAGGCCCAAAACCCCUUUGCCAGUCCCUAUGGUGGUAAUGCAUACUCCCAUCCUCCUGGUAUGCCUGUUCAGUACUACAAUCCUUAUACAGGACUAAGGUAGACAACAAACAAUUAAGAACCUGUUCUUUCGUCAAGUACACAGAGGACUACUCAAAAGUUGUAAUUAGUUUUGGCAUCCGAGAUUGGGAGGAUAGUCAGAUAUGUAUUAUAUGUUGUGUAAUUUUAAGAGUUAGGGUGAUUAAUUUUUUGAAUAUAUAAUCAGGGAGACAUGUCUAUACAUUUGUAUUGUCUGUGUCUAUGGGGAAUAAAGUUGUGAGACCUGUGAGGAAUUCUUUUGGCCUGCUUGUGAUUUCAACACCGCAGGAAUUUUAUUCUUUUGUUAAUCAAUAAGUGGAUAGGAGACAUUUUUGUUACUCUUAGUAACAGUAAUUGAUUAUUUGGCCUGUAGAA